AGAUGGUGUUCUACAAAGAAUGGCUGAUGCUUUUCUUGGGCCUUGGGACUUUCUGGUGUAUUUCAGAUUGUCUGGGGAAAACUGCAGCUCUGAAAAAACUCAGUUCAAAUAAACCUCAAACUGCAAGACAGGUUCUUGUGGGACAAACACGUCAACAUGGGGAAGACCCUCCAUCUUUGGAAGAUGCAGAGAAAGAGCAGGGAUAUUAUCUCCAGCAACUGUUCCAUCUCUAUGGGGAGAAUGAUACCUUGUCUUAUCGUGGACUUACUCAGCUUCUACAAAAUCUAGGACUUGGCAAAGUGCAGGUAUGUGGUGCUAUGCAUACAAAGUACAUACAAAGGACUUCCGGGAAUGAAGGGAUGCCAAUGUGACAUGUGGCGGCAUGCAUUUAUAUGUUGAUUAUUGUCUGUUGAAAAACACAAAUUUAAGAAGCUCUUGGAUAGUGACGGUGCUUCCUCUGUGUACAAGACACAAUUGUACUUAAUAUAUGUACACAACAACAUACAAGGUAAUUUAUUUAAACUUUGCAAAUUCUAGACCUUAAAGGGACACUAUAGUCACCCAGAUCACUUCAGAUCAAUGAAGUGGUCUGGGUGCCAGGUCCCCCAGGUUUUAACCCUUCAGAUGUAAACAUAGCAGUUUCAGAGAAACUGCUAUGUUUACAUUGCAGGGUUAGUCCAGCCUCUAGUGGCUGUCUCCUGACAACUGCUAGAGGUGCUUCUGCGACGCUGGAUGCGAAAAUCGCAUUCAGUGUGCAGAACGUCCAUAGGAAAGCAUUGAGAAAUGCUUUCCUAUGGACUGUUUGAAUGCGUGCGCGGCUCUUGCUGCACAUGCGCAUUCCGCUCCACUCGGGAGCUGACUUUGGCGGGGGAGGAGAGGUCACCAGCACCGGGCUGGAUUAAUGUAAGUAACUAAAGGGUUUUAACCCCAUCAGCGCCAAGGGAGGGGGGCAAGAUUGUUUUCCUGACACUGUAGUGAUCCGUUAAUAACCAAGCUGUAAAAAAUAGCUUUAGAAAAGUUCCAUUUUGAUUAUUCUGAUGUACAAUUUGCGAUUCCAUUGUGAUUGUCCAGUUUAGUGAAUAAACCUCAGUAAUAUUGUAAUGUGCAUUGUAUGCUACACAUUACUGUGUCUAUCUAUCACUGAAUUAGAGACGUGUUAACUAUUUUAGUUUUCUAUUCCUCAUAAAAGGCUACCUUAUUAGAAAAUCAGCAUCUGAUUUACCAUGACUAACUGUUGAUGUGGAAAACAAAAAAAAACACAUUGCUCUAUAUUGUAGGUAAUAGAGAUUCAUCACACAGAACUGGGACAUGAUCACGUCACACACUUAGAUAUACUUGAAGUUCAGGACAAGAAACACAGCCAUGUGCACUCCAGCAGAGAACACUUUGCACCCACCUCUGGUCCUGUAACAGAUGGCAGGGAAUUGGAUAAAGGCAAGUAAGUAUAACACAUGUCUGCUGACAAACAAAGAUCUAAAUAUAUUGCACAUCUAUAUAUGCAUUAAUCUCAAAAGGUAUUUAAUUUCUUCUUUUUGGGGAUAAGGAGAGGUGAGGUGUUUCUGUCUUUGUACCUAUGGCAUGCAAAUGUACAUGUCCUUUGUGAAGUGAAGAAAAGAUUGCUGUAAACACAGCGAGUGCACUAUACAAUGUAUUGUGAGCAGUUGAGUGUGAAUUGCAGAGUAAUGCAGGGCUUGACAAAUUUGUUUGGAAUCUAGGAGCCAGAUAAAAAAAGUUAGGAGACAGUUUUUUUUAAGGGAUACUAUAGUCACCAGAACCACUACAGAUUAAUGUAGUUGUUCUGGUGCCUAUAGCCUGUCCCUGUAGCCUUUUCAAUGAAAACACUGCCUUUUCAAAUAAAAGGCAGCAUUUACAUUGCUGCCUACUAAGACCUCUAGUGACAGUCACUCAGACGGCCACUAGAGUCCUGUGUCAGUGCUCGGCAUGGAGGCACUAAUUGUUACCCAUAGAGAAAAUGCAGAAUAUCCAGACUCAUUGACAGAGACAUACACACACACACACACACAAGCAUAUACACACAUACACACACACAGACUCAUUGACAGAGACACACACAGACAUACACACGCACAGACAUACACACAGAAACACUUUCUCUAACACUCACAAAUUUUAAUUUUUAAUUCUAAUCCACCCAUCCUCCCAACGUUUGGGAGACCUGAGAGGACUUUCCCUGGGGUCCAGUGGGACUGAUAUUCCUGGGUGCGAGGGAGCAGUGAUCUUCCUGCAGCUCCUCUCUGCUCCCUCGCACUGUCUGCAGUGAUGCCAGGGCCAGAAUGAUGUCAUAUUCUGGGUCCCAGCAUCAUUACACAGCAUGAGGGAGCAGAAAGGAGCUGCAGGAAGACUACCCUCUCGCACGCUGCCCCAGCUGCCGCCUCCAUACCUCCCGCAGGCGGGCGGCUACAAAGUUCCCUGAAGUGGCUGCCUCUAUGCUCCCGCUGGUGGCCGGCUACACAGUUUCCUCCAUACCUUGCAGGGCGGCCGGCUACAAUGCUCCCUCAUGCACUGCCCCAGCCUGCCACCUCCAUACCUCCUAUACAGCUUCCUGAGCCGGCCGCCUCCAUGCUCCCACGGGCAGCGGGCUACACAGCUUCCUGAGCGGGUGGGCAGCCGGCCGGCUCCAUUGUUUGCCCAGCCGCCCACUUUAGGUAAAAGGCUGACAAAUCCCAGACGCCUGGGAUAUGUUGAGUCCUGGAGUAAUGGUCUGCAUGAACACAAUGUGACUUACUCAGCAGACAGAGGAGUACUUGAAAUUCCAGCAUCAAUGGAUUAACAUUGAUCAGAAUUACACACAAUUUGCCCAAUAAGGUUGACUCAGCCCUUCAUCCUUCCGUGGUAGAUAAAAUGAGUACCAUUAAAUUGGGUAAUAGUAACAAACACUGGAUGUUGGGCUACGGUAACAUCCCCAGGACGUACAUGAAAACCAGAGUAAUCUGAAUGUACCUUUCCUGGUUAAAUACUUUGUUAUUAUUAUUAUUAUUAUUACUCUGAUAUUUGAUGUAACAUGUGGUGUAUAUUCUGUAAAAGUUAUAUUCUGUAACAUUAGUAACUUCAUCUCUUACACAGAGAAAACAUUUUAUAUUUCACACAAUGCAGAAAACCUUUGGUGCAUUAAUUUGUGCAGAAUUGCCAAUGUGGAUGUUGGUUAGGGUUAUUAUAAUGAUGUAAUAAGGACGUAUUUAUGCAGAUGAUGGUAUACAUUUAACCAUUUCCUGUUUCUGUUACUUUCUUGGGAGAUUAGAAUUAAAGAUGGUUCUGAUAUCGUUCCUUUGGUGGAAACUGGGCAGCCAGUGACGGCGAAGCCUGAGCCCAGGAAUGUCAAACUGCAAGAUGGGAUCAAAGGCGCCAAAGGAGAAAACCAGUGGCCUCCACAGUAUAUUCUGGAGCACCUAUUGCAACGUCAUCACACCAAUUACAGCCAUCAACAUGAAAAUGUAAGGUCAUCACCUCUUUGUAAAGAUGUUUGAAGGAUUCCUCAGUAUAGGGCAGCACUGCUCCAGUUUGAGGCAGGUACAACCUUUUUGUUUUGACUUGAAAUGCAUCGAUAGAGCAGGUUUAUCCUUAAAUUCUAUGAAGACAAGUGACUUUAAUUGUACCUUGUCAGACUACAGUUAUUUUAGAAAAACGUUAAAAUGCAUUAAAACGGUUAAAAAGUAAAUGUAUUUAUAUUUCCAGUAUCUGUUUGCUGCAAAUCCUGAAUGAAAGUGAAAUGUUAAACAGGUACAUGUUAGAAAUAGUAGCCAUGCCUUCAGUCCAGUGGACUGGACACAGCUCUAAGAUCCAGGCAGAUUUAAUGGAUGAAGAGCAGCAACAUUUUGGCUCCUAAAUGUGCCUUUAUAAUUGACUGAAACAUUGCCGCUCUUCAACCACUAAAUCUUUCGGGAUCUUAGACCUGUGCCCAGUCUUUUUCUUUGUUUGCUGCAAUUCCUGAGACUUAUCAUCUACCACGAUCUGAAUCCAGACCCAGAAGUAACCAACAUGCCUUCAUUAUUUUCAAUGGAAUGGAGCAUAUGCCAUAAUUUGUUUAUCUGCUGAAUAGCUGAUUGUUGCAUGAUCUGAUAGGGGAGUUAGUGCAGGUCACUUCCUCCCAGCUAAAUAGAGAGCCGGCAGGGGGAGGCAGAGACGAGGUACAGACAGAGAGCCUGCUCCCACUCUACACUCCCAUCAGACUCGGUCAGCUGCAGGACCUCCAAGAAAGCUAAAAUUAUACAUGUGUGUGUCAGUUUGCGUAUAAGUAUCUUAGUGUGUUUAUGUCAUUGUGUAUGUUGAUCUGUGUAAGUAUGUAUGUAUGUGGCAGUGUAUAUGUGUCUGUGCAGAUAUCUCAGCAAUCAAAUGCCAACACUACAUGCAAACACACCCCUGCAAUCAAAUGCAAACAUUACACACAAACACACCCCUGUAUUAAAACGCCAGAAUUGUAUACAAACACAACUCAUCAUUCAAAAAACAAUACUACAUGUACACCCACAUAUAAAAGCCAACACUACAUCCAAACACACCCAUGCAAUCAAACGUAAAUACUACACACAAGUACACUACUGCAUUCAGACAUAGAAAUACUCCCCUACAUGCGCACACACACAUACUCCAUACAAAACAGGUGACCAAGACUAAUAUAGUGGUAGAGUUCUAUCAGUCAUGGGAUAUACAUUGCGGAUUCGGGCUCAUGACACAAUAUUGGAUAUUUCCAGUGCCUUUAGAUAGGGGUGAGUGAAUUUUAAGUGCUAAUUGGCAUUUAUGUGAUAUCUGUAUCUAUUUUUUCUUAUUGGAGGGUGGAUUGGGGACUCCUAGCCAACGUGUGUGUGACAGGGGGAAUUGACCCUAAUUUGUGGGUGCUUGACAAGGGUAUGUCCCCCACCCUGAUCUCAUUUCAUAAUGCCCACCCAAGGCCCAUGACUUAACAUGUCCCUCAAUGAUUAUUAAAUUGUCCCAUGUUUCUUACAGAGCCUGCAUCUGCUGCCUAAUUUACAUUUUAAGCCCUCUCCCAAAGCCCAUAUGUGAGUGCACAUGGGGGACCUGUCCCAGUUCUCCACUGUUAUUUUAGAGGUGAAAGGGACCAUUCUAGUGACAUAUUGAUCAACUAUUUGUAAAAAAUAUAUAUAUUUUUUUUUUUUACUUUUUAGUGUGUCAGCUGACUAGCAAAUGCUGACCAGCCAUCACAUGAUUAACUGUAGAGAGUUUGAAAAAAAAAAAAAAAAACUAGCACCGCCAGCAGGCCAAUAGUCUGGAUUUUAAAAAUCCAGGCCUUGAUUUGAAGCAUUCAAACUCGGCUUUUAACAAUCCAGGUCUGUAUUUGAGCUGUCCGGUAGCUUUAUGUCCAGCUGAAGUCUGGACCAAAUUCAGGCUCAUUCAGAGUCUGCUUUGCAAAAUCCAUAUAUUGUUAGUCACUGUGAAAAAAGUCCACAGUUUCAGUGUGAAUGUCACUGUACAGCAGCCAAUGGUUUGACCCGUUUGGUAUGGGGCUUUUCGGACUUCAAUGAACAGGGGAGGGCUGGCAGCCUUAGGCCUCGGGGGCAAAUCCAGUCAAGUGGCCCAUUGCACCAAGAGGAGAGUAUAAACACCUUUCCCAUGGAGGGGGGGAGGGGUGGGCAGUCACCUAAACAAACACUCAAUGACAGGCACACACACACACUUGCUGAUUUGGCACACACUAAAAAACACACACUCACUGACAGGCACACAGGCACACUGAAAGACACACUGUUACAGGCAUACUGACUCAGACAGACAGACAUACUGACACACACACACAGACAAACUGGCACAAACACACACACAGACAUACUGGCGCACACACACACACAGACAUACUGGCGCACACACACACAGAUAUACUUACACGCACACACACACAGACAUACUGACACACACAGACAUACACUUUACACUUUAAAAAAACAGUAGACAGGGGCUGAGUAAGGGGGCAGGGCUUUAGUGGGGGGACAGGGGCUGUAGUGGAGGGUAUAAGCUGUAAUUGGAGGUUUAGGAAAUGUAGGGCGGGGUAGGGGCUGAAGCAGGUUGAUGGCUACAAUUUGGGAAAGGGGCUGUGGUUUGGGUGAUAUGGGUUGCAAUUGGGGAGAGGAGCGGUAGUGGGGAUGUUAUGGGGCUGAGGAGGGGGGGACAGGGGCUGAGGAAGGGGGACAGGGGCUGAGGAAGGGGACAAGGGUUGAGGAGGGGACAGGGGCUGACUAAGGGGAAAGGAGCAGAGGGGCUAAGGGCUGAGGGGCGGGAUCAGGGGGCUGACUAAAGGGACAGGGCUGAGGGAGGGACAGGGGAGGCUGAGCAAGAGGACAAAGGGCUGAGGAGGGCUGAGGGGAGAGAACAGGGGGCUGAGGGGAGGGAACAGGGGAGGCUGGCUAAGGACGAGGUGCUGAGGGAGGGUCAGGGGGCUGACUAAGGGAGACAGGAGCUGAGGACAGGGGCGACUAAAGGACAGCAGAGCUGAGGGAGAGGACAGGGGCGAGCAAAGAGGGACAAGGAGCUGAGAGGACGGGGUUGGCUAAGGGGAAGGGGGGCUGAGGAGGACAGGGGCUGACUAAGGGGACAGGGGCUGAUGGGAGCGACAGGGCUGAAGAGGGGUCAGAGAGGGGCGGCUAAGGGGACAGGGCGGGGAGGGACAGGGGCUGAAGGGUUACAGGGGCUGAGGUAGGGGACAGGGGCAGAUUAGGGGACAGGGCUGGGGAGGGGGCAGGGGGCUGAAGCUAAGGGACAGGGGAGCUGAGGAGAGGGGCAGGAGGCUGAAGAGAGGGACAGGGGCUGACUAAGGGACAGGGAGGCUGGGAGGGGACAGGGCUGAGGAGGGACAGGGGCUGGCCCAAAGAGACAGGGCUGAGGAGGGGACAGCGCUGAGGAGGGGACAGAGCUGAGGAGGGGACAGGGACUAAGGUAGGGGACAGGGGCUGACUAGGGGAAUAAAAAAAACUAAAGUGUAUUUCCCACCUCUCUGAGUCUUACCUUAGGCCAGGGAGGGGUUGGCAGCAGCCGGGGUGGGCAGCAGCCAGCAGGAGCAGCAAUCAGCAGCAGUCAGUGAAGUCGGCCGGCCUCUCCUGAUGAUGUUAGGAGGAGGGGGCGUGACUUCCUCUGCUCUUCUCCCAGACUCCCCAGAGGUCCUGGGAGAAGAGCAGUGAAGUCACGCCCCCUCCUCCUGACAUCAUCAGGAGAGGCCGGCCCACUCCACUGAUUGCAGGCUACAGGGAGAGGGAGGUAAGUUGAAAAAUCUGACUCCUCAGCCAGAGGCAGGGCCGGAGCCAGAGGCAGAGCCAGAGGCAAAGCCAGAGGCAGGGGAUUCAGAUUUUUCCUAUUUUUGCUGGGUGUGGGCAGCCCUUGGUUUAGGGCGGCUUGGGGGGCAAUUGCCUCCCUGCCCCCCUUCCCUUUGAAUAACCAGCGUCCUCUGUUUCAUCUGACGUUCAACUCAGACCUUUAAUCAGGUUUGCAAUGAAUUUAUAACUCUGUGAUUUUGAAGCUGAGCAGUGUGUGUUCUCAGUUUUUGGUGAAUUUCAGAGAAUAUAAUUUAGUUUGAGGUAUCUGACUGUUUUUUUUUUUUUUUUUUUACCAAUAUUAUGUUACUUGCUUUCCUACGCAAUAUAACUUUUAGUUCUUUGCAUAAAUCACAAAAUGUUAUAAUGUUAAUAUUAUUAUUGAAAGUUAGAUUUUGAUCAAAUGUUGCACUAAUGAUUAUUGGGUUUUAUAUCCACCCCUACAGUGUCUUAAUGUGACUCAACUCUUGCUGAAUUUUGGGCUUGACUGGGUUUCAGAAAUUACUCCUAAACACUUCAGUCUGCUUUGUCCGGCUCUGCUCUACCAGAUUGAUAGCCGGGUGUGCAUCCAACAUAACGAUGAAUUGCAAACAUCACCUGUAAACUCCCAGCAAUCACUGUUGCAAGGUAUUUAAACUAUUUUACUAUAAUUAAAAUAUACAUGAAAGACACCCACACCCACAUACAUUUGAUAUGAAAUGCUACUGAAAAUAUCUACUAAAUAAGAUAUAUAUAUAUAUAUAUAUAUUUUUUUUAAUCGUAUUGUAUUUGGUCAGCUGAGUGUCACUUUAAAGGAUUAUUCCAACCACCAAGACCACUGCAGGACUAGGGGACACUGUGAGACAUGGGGACAGUGGGAGACUAGGGGCCACUGUGCCCCUAGUGUCUCAGGGUCCCCAUGACCCCCAGUGUCUCAGUGUUCCCAUGUCUCCCAGUGUCCCAAUGUCUCAGGGUCCCCAAGUCUCUCACCGUCCCCAUAUCUCACAGUUUCCCCUUGUGUCUCUGUGUCCCCAGGUGUCCUAUGUCUCCCAGUGUCUCAGUGUCCCUAUGUCUCCCAAUGUCUCAGUGUCCCCAUGUCUCCCUGCAGCCUUUUCCCCCAUCCCUCACUUACCUGAGCUGUAAGAUUUCUCUGCAGGCUCGGAGCUGCUGUCUGGACUCUCUGUGCAGAGCUGCUCUCCCAUGGAUCAGUGAGUAGAAAGCGGCAGGGAAGGAGAUGCUGUAACUUCCUAUCCCUGCCUAUCUCCACACACACAGCGACCCCUACUGACCUGCGCUGGUAUUGUAGGAUAGUCUCUGUUUAUACUCAGACUGACAUUUGUAUUUCCGAUAGUACUGCAAUACCAGCACUGGCUAGGCAGCCUCAAAUACCAGAGAAAUACCUCUUUUUUUUUUUUUUUUUUUAAAUCAAUGGGCUUAUUCCAUGGGCAUGGGCCUGGAGCUGCCCUAGAAAAAGGUUACCACCUCCCUCCAUAUAACUAAUAACAAUGAUUGUAUAACAUUAAAGUAAUAAUACCAAAUGGUGUAAUAAAAGAAUUUUCUCUGUAGCUGGAUGUAGGUAUAAUGCUAGUGGGAACAAAAAUGCCCCUGAUGCGCGUUUCGCUUGUCAGCUCAUCAGAGGGGAACCUGAUGUUAGAUCUUGCUGGUAUAAAAAAGGGGGGGUUGCUUGAAUCUGAUUGGAACAUCAACAUUUGAAUGUUCCAAUAGGAUAUCAGUACGCCAAGGAAUGUGAUUUCAAUCGUUAUUGGUAAGGAGAUUGUGAAAACACGGAGAAAUCAACUAAACUGGAGAUAGAUUAUUAUGACGUGACACCCUGUGAAAUUAAUGUUACAGAGACACCUAGAUAGUUGUUGCAAAAAGAUCAAAGGAUCAGAAGAAAAAAGGGAAUGAAAGAAUUAUGAAAUGAAAGAGUGUAUUCGCUAAAUAUUAAUAGAGGACCUAGCCCGCGAGGAUCAUGAUUACCAGGUAAAUGUGACCGCUGCCAUGGUCUCCCCAUCUAGCCAAACAGGGGGCCCCCGUCUGAAAGUAUCAGUGCACAGAUUUUCUAUGUAUGAUGAGAAGAAGGAUGAUAUAGAUCCUGCAGGACUUUGAGCGGCAAUGUGAGCUCAAUCGCUUGCCGCCAGAUGACUGGGUGCAAGUACUGGAUGGAAGUCUGAUGGGAUGAGCCCUGGAGACCUGCAGAGCAAUUCCAAGAGAGAAAUUGGAGGACUGCCAGGUCGUGAAGCGAGCUGUGCUAGACUGGUACUCUGUCUACAGGGUAAAGUUCUGGGAGAUCCAGCAGACUCCAGAAGGCACCUACCCAGAGUGUGUUUGGAGGUUGACACAUGCCCUUGAGGGAUGGUGGACCGGGAGUAAGGUGCACUCCCAGGAGAGCUGUAAGCAGAUUGUGCUGCUGGAGCAAUUUUGCCACCUCUUGCCAGUGGAGGUGCGACAGUGGACCCAGGACCAGAAGCCCACUACAGCCGCUGCAGCCGCGAAUUAGCCCAGCACUUCCUUGAGACUCUUGGAGGAAGUAGCAGCCCCUGCUCAAACUGUGGAAUCCAGGUGGGAGUGUUGCCAGGCCUUACUGUGGAUGUAUUAUUGGGAAACGACCUGGGGCGCAUGGAGAGCUACUUAGUCCAGGUCGUAACCUGGGCUCAAGGGGCUAAAGCAAAGAAUUUCCUCCCAGACUGCAUACCCCUUCAGCCACAGCUACUAUUGAGCCACUUCACCCGUGACCAAGGAGACGCAGAAAGCGCCCUGCCACAGGGCAGCACUGGCACAUACUCUGAGGAUGUACCAAUGGUGCUGGCAGCCGCCGUCCGAGCCAAUGAUUGAGUGAACCCUUCCACUCAACCCACCAUACACAAGGUGGCACUCCCACUCUGGGAAAGGAUUUGGAAAGAGCCAGUCUCAGAGCAGAAAUACAACUUUUGCGAGAAGACAACAUGCGCCUGCAGGAGGAAUCCCAGAAUGCAUCAGCCAAGCUAAAGAAAGUUACCGAAUGGGUUUUUAACACCAUCGACAUGAGCUAAAUGACAUUCUAUAAGAUCAGAAGGAAAACCUGAAAACUGUGUCUACAAUCAAUAACGAACCAUAGGAGCUUUAACUUCACCCAAGUAAAAAUGUACAGACUCAAAAGCCCUGUACUCCUGCAGCCUGUGACCCGAGGGGGAGAAAUGUGACAAGAGACUUUGGUGUGUCACAUGGCACAGGAUGCAGAGGGGAAAUGUAGUUUAUAUAUCCUGAUGCUGUUUGAAAAUAAAGGCAGUUGCUGGUUGUCUCUUUCCUUGCUGUAACUAUUUGCUUUUAAUGUGAAUGCUGGUGGGUAAAGAGACUCCAAGCCCAGGUCAUAGCACUUAGUAUAGUGAUCAGCUGUGCAAGUUAAUGGAAGUACCCACGGACGAUAUUAGUCUGUAUCGUCACAGGAUCACUUUAUGCAAUUUGUAAGCCGUCGCUCUAUAUUCUGAAAAAAUAUAAACAUUUUAAUUAUAUCAGCAUGCUGAUAAUAUAAUUCAAUGAUAUAUUGGUGCUAUAUAAAUAAUAAUAAUAAUAAUUUGUAAUUUGAGUUAUUGAUCUUUCCAAUUCCUGUCUUUCAGUGUUGGGUUGGGGGGCACUUGCAGUCACGGUGGUCAGUGCCCCUUCUCUCCUGGCCAUUGCUCUUGUUCCACUUCUAAAACGCCACGUAUUCCGCUAUCUUCUCAGGUUUUUUGUGGCCUUGGCUGUGGGGACGCUCUGCGGUGAUGCCUUACUACACUUACUGCCACAUGUAUGUUACAAGCUUUCUUCUGAUUAUGUACUCAAAACAGAGAAUAAAUGCCUUGUGAUAAUGGUAACUGUAUUCGGUUUAGAUGCUUUAAGCUUUUAAAAUACUUUGCUAAGCAAACACGAAAUGUGUAUUAGAAAGGUUAUUAUGAUGUAACUUUUAAUAGAUAUUGAAAUACUUCAAAUUUCUCAAAUAUAGGCCUUGAGUUAACUUUUGAAAAAAACUUUUCAAUUGAUCACAAUCUGUUAGAAAAACUUUUCAAAUGCUUUAUCUACAGAAUUCUAGGAGAUCAUUUUAAGUUAGUUUUUCUAACAGAAAAGCUUAUCCAAAAAUAUUAAAUAGAGGCCACAGAAUGACAUUUUUCCAAGAAGAAUAAAUCUGGAGUCGAAUAAUAAAUGAGAGCAAUGUGCAGCGUGUAUAUGACCAUUGGCAUAUAUGCAGCCGAAGACUAAAAAGGAUGAUAUCUCCUUUUGGUUAUAACUAUUAUCAAUCAGAGAAACUUCAUAUUGAACAUAUAUGCAUCUACGUAUGCCAACUUUACCAUUUUCACAACUCUUAUCAAACUUGUUUCCACUUUACAUUCGCGAUCUUGUUAGUUUUUUACUUUACUGUUCACUGGGAUUGGACUUUUACUUCACUGUUGACCCUACAAAAGACAGACCCCCCCCCCUUGUUUCAGAACAUUGAUGUUCAGAAUAAUGAUAUGGUUGGCAUUUACCGUGUGACUGAAAAAAGACUUUUACUACGUAUUACUUGUCAAUGCGUUUCAUUUUAGAUGCAACAUGGGCUUUUGGUCCCCACCCUUCUCCCACUCUAUUAUCCCACUCCAAUAUUGUGAAUAUAAAACUUUCAGAGCAUGCUCCUAUCUGGAUCCUGCUAGAUACUCACCUUUCUUGCCCCAGCACUCUGUAUUAGAUAAUACCUGCCAAUUUCUACCCAUAAAAUGGUCUCUAUGGACAUUGGGAAAAAAUGACAACCACCUCCUGCUCUGGGAAUCAUCCAGCGCUAUCAUGUGAGGUCACAAUAUUGUCGCCAGCAGGUCUGGUAGAAGAAAUAUACCAAGUAGAACUCCAAUCUUUCUAUUUCUAAUACUGCUCACUCUGUUCUCCUACUGAUGACAACAAACACAGCUGUUGUUUAAAAUAAACAAUUGCCAGAGUCUGAAAUAAAAUACACUAUGAUUAAAUGUUGCAUAAAUACUAUCAUUGGUGAAACCGGUCUGGGUGGCAGAUGGUCAUGGUGGCUAAAGUGUACCAUCCCUGUCAUCAUUAGCACUAGAUUAAGACAUUUUCUGUCAUCUCUAGAGCUAACUCCACUAUCCAUUUUGUUUGUUGACUAUUUUUGAGACCUAUAUUCACCUAUGCUUGAUGUAGUAGCAGAGGAAGACUCCUUUUUGGUUCUCCGUGGGCCCUUCCAAACUUGAACCUCAAGAAAUGUGCCCAUUAAAAAGUGAUAAAUAGCAAAGUUUAUUAGUUACUACUUUAAAAAUCUUCAAAUUGCCUGGAACUGGUCGUCUGCAUGUUGAGUAUUUUAAACCAAUGUCCCCACAUAUCCUUGAAAGUCAAACACCUCCUACAACGCAAUAUUUAUAAAAAAAAAAUCCUUUUCAUUUACUUCAAAACUAGAAAAUGUUUGCUGCCCAAACUUCCCUAUAAUUGUUAUAUUGCCCAAUAUAGCUAUUGAACCAACAUCAAAUAUUAACUCAAGUAAUCGAUAACAGAUUGCUGUCUUACCUGCUAGAGCUGGAUCUAUUUACAGCACUUCACAAGUAGUUUAAUAAGCUCCUAACAUCAAUGCAAACUGUGCAUAAAUCUCAAAUGAAUUUUCAGUUUGUGUACAAAUGAUUACAUUAUUAUUAAUUAAAAUAAUAGAAUUGAGGGAUUUUUGAGACACUAUAAAGAACCACGAGAUAUAAUAUUAAAUGUUUUGAAUGUCUACUGUUAAUUAUAUUUGUUCUGCAGGUGUUUCUAUAAGAAAAAAAGUGACAAACAAUGCUUUAAUUGCCCAGCUGAUCAUAUGGAUAUGUACCAUUGCUUUUUGGGUUAUCCAGUAAUUGAAACAUUCUGGGUGGAGAUCAACACCAUUUAAUAUUCCCAUUAGGCCAGAGUGUUUAAUGCUGGGUCUCAUUCCCAACUACCAUUACCCUAAUGAAAAAAUUAGUACAAUAAACGCGGUGGUAUUACAGGUCUGGAGCCAAGCAGACUGUUUUUCUGUGUUAAUAUUUCUGGAAAAAUUGCAUAAUUUAUUUAGAAUGGAUUGGCUCCUCACACUAAGAUACACAGCUCAGUAUUCUUAUGUAGUGGUGGCGGGCUGCACACCUUUACCAAUUUCAACAUAAUUAGCUGAUGGUCUCUUCUCGGCUUUAUUACAUUUGGUUAUAUUGGGCUCAGAAUAUCAUCAUAAAGUUCAAAGAAUCAUUUUCAAUUUCCUGUAUAGUGGAAAGCUGAGAACGACUCUGUAACUCACAGAUUGUGGUUUUCUGAGUAUUUUUUUUUUUUUUUAAUCAGUAGAGGUUGAAAAUUCUAAUUUAAAUGGCUGCCUCCACAUUUAAACAUGUCAUUUUUUUGUUUUUUUUUACUUUAAAUUGAAGUUUAUUUUAAUCUAUUUGCCUUAUUGUUUUCAACUGAUUUAAGGAAAUAUAUUUUCAAGUGACCGCUCCCCACUAAUGCAGAGUAUUAUAUUUGUAUUCACAUACAAGCUCAUGCUGCAUUAUAUUGUAUGUGUUUCGAAGCAUAUUUGAUACUGCCUUUUGUUGAAAAGUAAUUGACCUUUUGUAGUUUCAUGAAAAGUUAUAGGAAAUGUUUUUAUUUGAGCAUAACUCAGUCUGUCUGAAUAUUAAACCACUCCCAUAAAAGCUAGUUUCCAAGUCAGAAGUUCAUAACUUCAGUUAUUUUAUUAUAGGCCCAGGAAGAGUCUCAACAUGGUGGGGAAUCACAUUCCAUAGAGCCUGUUCUGAAAGGACUUACUGUACUUGGUGGUAUUUACCUACUCUUUCUUAUUGAAAAUCUCAUGGGCCUUAUGAAUCAAAGACGGAGAAGACGGAAGGUGAGUGCUGUGAAACUUUUGUAAGGUAAAGAGCAACAAUCAGUCAUAAAUUUUAAUCCUUUAUAUGUUAGUAACAAACAUUUACAGCUCAUAACAGGACAAGAAUUUAAAUAUCAGGUGGAAUUUCCAUAUAGGUUAGGCCCACUAUUGUAUGUGCUGUUUUAAAAACUCAAAUGAUCUUCUACAGGUCGUACAAUAAAAUUUUGUGUGUUUACAUUCAACCUUCAGAUAAAUGCAAAGCGGAAAGUCCCUGUUCCAGUUGAGGACUGCACAACUGUGUUACGAGAUCUUGGCCACUCAGUUGGUAAGUAACCUAGCUUGUUCCACAAUGAUAUCAGUGUUGUGAUAAACUAAUGAUGCUUAUUGUAUUGGGGAUGCUAUUAGGGAUGUGCAUGGGCAAAAAAAUUGGUUCGGUUCAGCACUUCCGAAAGUUGGUACUUCGGCAAUUCGGCACUUCUGAAAUUCGUGACUUCGGGAAUUCGGCACUUUGACACUUCCGAAAUUCAGGACUUUGGGGAUUUAGCACUUUGGCACUUCAGGAACACUGGACUUCGGCACUUCAGGAAUUCGAGACUUCGGCAAUUCCCUAACCCUACCACAUAACCCUAACCCUAUUCCUACCCCUACCUCUACCGCUAACCCUAAGGCUAACCCUACCCUAACCCAAACUCUACCCUUAACCCUAACUCUACCCCUAUCCCUACCCUUAACCCUAACCCUACCUCUAUCCCUAACCCUACCUGUACUCCUUACCUUUAUCCUACCCUACUAGGUACUAGUUUACCUCCCUCUCCUGUUUUGCCACUUUUCAGUAAUUCGAAGCACUUUGGUACUUCCGAAAUUCGGCAAUUUGGUUCUGUUCGGAACUUCCGAAAUUCGGCAAUUCGAGAUCUAGGCACUUCGGUUCGGUUCGGCACUUCCGAAAUUUCGAAAUUCGUCACUUUGGCAAUUCGGACAUUCGGAAGCAUCCGAAUUGCCGAAACCAAUUUUCACAUGUCUAGAUGCUAUUUCACUGUGUGUGUGUCUGACUGAUUUUAAAUGUAUUUAUAUACCUUUUUAUAUAGGCACCUGGUCCUAACUUUGACUUUCCUUUAUUAUGGAACAAUAUAAACUAUAACCAGAACUAUAGGAGAGAGAUUUGAGAUACACUGCAAUCUCUAUAAUAUGCAGUUUGAGCCGAGUUGAUGUUUAUUGGAUUGUAUUCUGGGAAAUGUUUUCAUUAUCAUUACAAAUGAUAGACAUACCAUGUUUGAUGUCAAAUACAUUUUGUUCAUUCCCAGAUGUGAUUAGAUCCAAUUACACUGAGAAGCACAUCUACAGAUAUGUCUUGCAAUGUAAGUUUUCAGCUUGGUAUAUAUUUAUGUGAAAAAAGAUUAAAAAAAUAUAAGGGAUAUCGGGUGCUCCAGCCAAAUAAUGAUACAAGUUCAGCCUAAAAACAAUCAAAGUGUAUUGUCACCAAGUACACUUAUAUAAAACCAUAAAUACCACAGAAAAAAUUGUCAAAGUGCACACUGUAAAAAUUAUGAUGGGUCUUUUCCUUGAUAAAACUCUAAAUCAUAUAAAUACAAAACAGAGGAACCAUAGUGUAGAAUUAUGCAAUUCUCUGUCAUUUACCAGUUUAGUAACUAACUUUGCUAGGUUAUCCAAUUCCAAUCUAAGUUGACUAUUUUAGCCUUCAUUUUGCAUAUCAGAUUUAAUUUGCUAACAUUUGAAAGCGUGGAUAUAUAUUACAGGGUGAAUAGCUUGGAAUUAAAAGUUUAUUUUCCAUUUUUGGCCAAAUAGGGUAACUGGAAAAAUUCCCCAAGGCACAUCUAGUUUCAGUUCAGCUAUUUUAGCAUAAAAUUUGAACUUCACUUUAAAUUCCUGGCAAGUCCUCCUUGACUCCAUAAUGGCUGUAGCGGAUCGCGUUUGGCUAUUAUCCACUGUCCUUAAUUUUGGCUGUCCAUAACUUUUAUUGUUACAACAUUAUGUUCAAUUUCCUAUGGUUUGUUACUUUUAAGACAAGAAGUAACCAGGGAGCUGCUGAAGCAUUCGUCUGGUUGUUCGGUAGGUACCAAAUUGCCAACAUGUUAAAUAUCUCCAUUCGACAAAGGAGAGGAACGUGGCUCUAAUUGACCUCCCCAUCGUUAUUUACACUAUCCUGAUUGAGAAUCAUACGAACACACUGUGUAUACCCUGGGUGGGCGCCGUUCGACAUGUGAACACGUGGUGGCGGCCAUUUUGUCAAACGAACGCACCAGCAGUGUUUGGUCAUUGAGUGUCUGGAACCCAAAUCGGACACUCGACCACGCAAACAACGCAGAGACCUCCAUGCCUCCACCAGUUCGUGGGAAAACACACAAACGGCACAACAUUCGGUAAAAAGAUACCCAAGAACAAGGGGAUUCAUACGAACCUAGGCAGAGCCCAUUAUAUUGACUAUUUUCGUGUUCUUCACCUCACGAACGGAGACCGACCGCAAGGCCAAAACACAUGGAACUCCUUUCGGCUACUGCCUUGUGUGCGGUCGGUAAAAUGAAGACCUCCAAGAAAUUCCCGAACCCCUGAUCCGAUCUGGGUGAUUUUUGAGUAUGUUGCUCACCCAGAUCAGGGCUAUCAGGGGAUAUGUAAUUUAGGGGUGUAUGUCAUAGUCUUGGGGUACAUCCAGAAAACGGGAAAAAAUGUGUGUUUCAAAUGUACAGUUAAUUGUGUUAUCUCUCAGGCUAAGUGGAGGGGAUGUGUGGGCUGUAACCAGUUUGUGAUUGGAGAAUGUAUAAUUUUCUCUGGGUGUCUCCCUUGCAUAAAAGCAGGGUAUGUGGCAUUAAACAUAAGUUCUGCUCCUGAUACUGUGUGUCGUCCAGUUAUUAGGAAAGGUGAUGGGAUAUUUGUGGAUUAUUUUAUUUACUACUUAUGCUGUUCUUCCUAAUAAUAAUAAUAAUAAUUUACUUGAUCCUGAGCAACACUUGGAAUACUAGCGGAGAAAGUGUAUGUUAAAUUAGUGCUCCGCUACAAUGGCAAACAGAUUUCCCUAUGAUUCAUCAGCUUGUUCAAAUAGAUAUCAUUUAUAUCCUUGAAUAUUCUGUUUAAAAAAAGCAUCCAAGCCUUUUUAAAAACAUAUCUAUAGAAUUUCAUAAGACAACUUGGUUAAGCAGAGAUAUUCACAUCUUUAUUGUUCUUCCCUUUCCUCUGCUUUACGUGAAAACGCCUUUAUUCCAGUCUCAAUUGGUGACCUCUUGUCUGUUGUAUGUUCCUGCUAAUGAAUGGGUUAGCACAGAGUGGUUUGUACAGAGUUGUAUUUAUUUGUAUACUACCAUCAUAUACCCUCUGACGCAGGGGCGUACCUGGCGCAUUUGGCACCUGGGGCGGAUCCUAUAUUUGGCUUAAAAAUGUUUUUUAAAAAACGCAAAUUCUUUAAAUGUAUUUUUAGCACCAAGCAGUGUUUGCAUUUUUUUAAAUGUAUUUAGCACCGAGCAGUGUUUCUGUGUUUGAAUGUAAGCAUGUGUGAGUGUAUGUACGGGUGUGUUUGCACGUAUUGGCAUUUGAAUGCAGGUGUGCAUUUUUCUGUAGUGUGGUUUUUUUAAUAUGGUGGUGUGUUUUUAUGUAGUGUUGAUAUAUGAAUGUAGGGUUUUAUUUGUGUGUAGUGUAGGUGAAAUGCUGAGAUGUAUGCGCAUAUACACUUAUACUCACAUAUACACACACUGGCACACAUACACAGACACAUAGGUACACACAUGCAGUUACAUAGAAACACAGUCAUACACAGAUACAGAAAAACACAGACACACAUGUAUAAGUGUGUGUCUGUGUGUGUUUGUAUAGUGUAUGUAGUAUGUUUGUAUAGUGACUGGACCACCAGGGAAGGUAUUUAAACCUCCUCAUUACUCACUGCCCCCUCCCUCCCCCCUUCUACACCCUGUCACACACUACCCCCCACCCCUCAUUUUUUUUAUGUAUUUAGCCCCCUGUCACACACUGCCCCCCACCCCUCAUUUUUUUUAAUGUAUUUAGCAUCGAGCAGUGUUUCUGUGUUUGAAUGUAAGCAUGUUUUUGUAUGGAGUAUGUGUGAGUGAAUGUACGGAUGUGUUUGCACGUAUUGGCAUUUGAAUGCAGACGUGCCACUGCCCCUCUACCCCCCUAACUCCUGUCACUACCCCUCUUCCCCCACAACCCCUGUCAAUGCACCUCUACCCCCCCUAACCCCGUCACUAACCGUCUACCCCGCUACCUCCUGUCACUGCCCCUCCACCCCCCUACCCCCUGUUGCUGCACCUCCAGUCCCUACUCCUUGUCGCUGCCCCUCCACUCCCCCACCCCCUGUCACUGCUCCUCCACCCCUCCACCCACCUAACCCCUGUCGCCCACACAGUGAACCCCUCACAAUCAUACACACUGUACCCCACACACACUGCUUGCCUCACAAUUACACACACUGUACCCCUCACAAUUACACACACUGUACCGCCCACACACUGCACCCCUCACAAUUACACACACUGUACCCCUUACAAUUACACACACUGCACCCUUCACAAUUACACCACACUGUACCUUUCACAAUUACACACACACACUGCACUCCUUACACGCUGCACCGCUCACAAUCACACACACUGCACCUAUGUAUAUUUGUAUAUAUAUAUAUAUAUAUGUAUGUGUGUGUGUAUGUACAGUUGCAAGAAAAAGUAUGUGAACCCUUUGGAAUGAUAUGGAUUUUUGCACAAAUUGGUCAUAAAAUGUGAUCUGAUCAUCAUCUAAGUCACAAGAAUAGACCAUCACAGUCUGCUUAAACUAAUAACACACAAAGAAUGAAAUGUUGCCAUGUUUUUGUUGAACACACCAUGUAAACAUUCACAGUGCAGGUGGAAAAAGUAUGUGAACCCUUGGAUUUAAUAACUGGUUGAACCUCCUUUGGCAGCAAUAACUUCAACCAAACGUUUCCUGUAGUUGCAGAUCAGACGUGCACAACGGUCAGGAGUAAUUCUUGACCAUUCCUCUUUACAGAACUGUUUCAGUUCAGCAAUAUUCUUGGGAUGUCUGGUGUGAAUCGCUUUCCUGAGGUCAUGCCACAGCAUCUCAAUCGGGUUGAGGUCAGGACUCUGACUGGGCCACUUCAGAAGGCGUAUUUUCUUCUGUUUAAGCCAUUCUGUUGUUGAUUUAUUUCUAUGCUUUGAGUCAUUGUCCUGUUGCAACACCCAUCCUCUGUUGAGCUUCAACUGGAGCUGGUAGACAGAUGGCCUUAACUUCUCCUGCAAAAUGUCUUGAUAAACUUGGGAAAUCAUUUUUCCUUCAAUGAUAGCAACCCGUCCAGGCCCUGACGCAGCAAAGCAGCCCCAAACCAUGAUGCCCCCACCACCAUACUUCACAGUUGGGAUGAGGUUUUGAUGUUGGUGUGCUGUGCCUUUUUUUUCGCCACACAGUGUUGUGUGUUUCUUCCAAACAACUCAACUUUUGUUUCAUCUGUCCACAGAAUAUUUUGCCAGUACUGAUGUGGAACAUCCAGGUGCUCUUGUACAAACUGUAAACGUGCAGCAAUGUUUUGUUUGGACAGCAGUGUCUUCCUCUGUGGUAUCCUCCCAUGAAAUCCAUUCUUGUUUCGUGUUUUACGUAUUGUAAAUUCGCUAACAGGGAUGUUAGCAUUUGCCAGUGACUUUUGUAAGUCUCUAGCUGACACUCUAGGAUUCUUCUUAACCUCAUUGAGCAGUCUGCGCUGUGCUCUUGCAGUCAUCUUUACAGGACGGCCACUCCUAGGGAGAGUAGCAGCAGUGCUGAACUUUCUCCAUUUAUAGACAAUUUGUCUUACCGUGGACUGAUGGACAGCAAGGCUUUUGAAGAUACUUUUAUAACCAAUUCCAGCUUUAUGCAAGUCAACAAUUCUUAAUCGUAGGUCUUCUGAGAGCUCUUUUGUGCGAGGCAUCAUUCACAUCAGGCAGUGCUUCUUGUGAAAAGUAAACCCAGAACUGGUGUGUGUUUUUUAUAGGGCAGGGCAGCUGUAACCAACACCUCCAAUCUCAUCUCAUUGAUUGGACUCCAGUUGGCUGACAUCUCACUCCAAUUAGCUCUUGGAGAUGUCAUUAUUCUAGGGGUUCACAUACUUUUUCCAUCUGCACUGUGAAUGUUUACAUGGUGUGUUCAAUAAAAACAUGGCAACAUUUCAUUCUUUGUGUGUUAUUAGUUUAAACAGACUGUGAUUGUCUAUUGUUGUGACUUAGAUGAUGAUCAGAUCACAUUUUAUGACCAAUUUGUGCAGAAAUCCAUAUCAUUCCAAAGGGUUCACAUACUUUUUUUUUUCUUGCAACUGUAUGUAUAUAUAUAUAUAUGUGUAUGUGUGUGUAUGUGUAUAUAAAAAUACAUAUACACACGGCGUGAGUUUGUGCUUUAGGGUGCACACCUUAACGCAACAGGCUGCGCACAGCUAUGAUCAAGAUCGUAUAGAAACGGGCCCCGGACAGAGCCAUGAGGAACUCCACUUACCAGUUUUGUCCAAUUUGAAAAUGUUCAAUUUACAAAUACUCUCUGCACGGCCUUUCAUAUAAAUAUUUCAAUAUGUAAAUGGAAUGACUUACUCACGAGUUAGGACAAGCUGUGUGGUGUUAAGGACCAUUUGUAAUAAAGACACACGAUAUCAUUGUUCCUGAAACUGUUAAUGGCUCUUAAUUUACAAUUAAUCUUUUCUUGUUUUUGUUUGCAGAUGCUGAGUUCUGUGAGGUUACUGGUGCAGCUGAUGAUCUACAGGUUAGAAAUGAAUUUCAUGAAGAGGGACUGAGAGACCAUGAAUCUCGUGCAUCUGUGGAUAACCAUGGCCACUCUCAUUCUGCAGGAGCAGGGGGCAUUGCAGAAUUUGUAUGGAUGGUAUUACUUGGAGAUGGGAUCCAUAACUUCACUGAUGGAUUAGCUAUAGGUAUGACACCAUCUCAAACAGACCUAGUAAAUACCUUUUUUUCCCAUUUACAAUGUAAAUCUAAUGUGACUGCAAUUUGUGCUCUCUGUUAUAGGGGCUGCUUUCUCUUCUGGCUUUUCUGGUGGUCUCAGCACUUCUGUUGCUGUAUUCUGUCAUGAGUUGCCUCAUGAGCUGGGUACGUAAUUUUUUUAAAAAAAAGCACAUCAUACAUGCCUAAAAUGAGGGAAUGAACAAGGAGGGAAAUCGGGCCGCUAGAGGUCUUGGAUGUUGGUAUAACAGGAAAGUAGUCAGUGGUUACUAGCUCUCACUAAAAUAACAAGAGAAACAGAAAAUAAGUCAAGAUGAGCUCAACAGUUCAUGAGUAACUGCAGCUGUUGGUGGUGAAGCUUGUUAGGUCUUGGUAGACCUAAUCCAGACAUUUGUGGUCCGGGUACAGCAUAAAUGUGGACCUCUCGAAUUGUAAUGGCGUCUUCCCCCUAGUGGCGUUGAGGGUAAGGGCUUUAUUCUGCUGUGACUGGAAGUGCAGUAUAAGGUCUGCUUGGGCAUUCCUUGGUGCUAUAGACGGCUUUGUCAUUCUGAACAGGCCAUCUAGCUUCACCGCCUUGGCCUGUUUUGGGGGCAACACAGUGUUGAACAGCAACCUUGUGCUUUAGGGAGGUUAUCCUCGAGUCUUGGGUACAUGUGGAGGCCUCCAUUAGGGUUAUCCGAGAGGUUGCGCCUUUAAUGGCGUCCUUGAAGUGGGCAAUGUCUGCAUCGAUAUUAGUUCUGAGCUCUGCCAACAUGCUUUUCAGCUGUACGGCGGUGACUGGCUUAUUAGUGUUAGGCUGCUGAGGUGGCUGUGCUUUUGGCAGUCCACGUGUUUUGCUACUGCUCCCAGGUCAAAAGGAAUGUCCUCCGACGAUAAGGAGGAUUCUUCAUCACCCAGCGCCAUUUUGUCCCAUGUGGAUCAUUGGGAGUCUUGCAGGAGUUCCCGAUGUCUUAGCUUCAUGGGUCUUUAUCUGUGUGGCAGAUUGCCUGGUACCAUGACUAGGUAUCUCCGCCAAACACACUACCGAGCUAUCAUCAGGACACAAGCAGCACGCCAGCCCCUAGUUGCCGCAGCUUGACCGGGGUCUUUAUGUCGCUUCCUGCCCUGGAACAGCUUCAAAUGAUACAACUUCAAAUGAUUAAGCUCUCCUGCAGAGAGUAUAGCUUGUCCACACAAACACUAGUCGAGACUGAAUGAAAGGUGAAAAAUGUACUGAUUUAUUCAGGCCAGGUUGCCUGCUUAUAUACACGAACCCCAGCAUGGGGUCUUUAUUCAGACAUACAGUAACCCUGCCCAGGAGUCUCUGUGUCUGGGAGAUAAGUGAGUUUUUGCCUUUGCUUAAACUAUGUUUUCUCCCAGACAAACAAAGUACAAACAUAAAAACACCCCAAAACAUGUAUAAAACAGAUAGGAACCCCACAAGUCCUACAUCCCCAAAUAGCUCUAAUCUGAGUGCUCAGGUACAUGCAGUGUAGGGGAAUCACCACAAAGGCAAAGUUCUGACUGGCCACACACGUGGUCCUAUGCCCAAAAUAGUUUUUAGUACUUUGCCGGUCAACUUCCGGGAGCUCCUGCGGACUAACUACAGGGUGCAUCUCCUGGCUCUCGGGAAUGUUUGUACCUUACAGUCUUGGGCACCCUCCCUCCAAAAAGCGCACUCCUGGCGGAUGGGCAAGGGGGUCAAAACACGGGACCAAUAUGACUGGGAACUGCAAGGUCACAUAGCCUAAAACAGAUCCAGAGUACCGCUGAAGUCUGUUCGGAAGUUAGUUCUUGCAAACGACCGUGAGCGUUUUGCUGAAUUCAGGAGAGGGAAGGUACCGAACCAGGAGAACCGAAGAGAAUUCUCUCGGGCCACAAUCUGCCCUUACUUUUUUUUUUUUUUUUUUCCCAUUAAACUUAAGUUAGCGGAGCAACGGUUUUAAAAUAAUUUAGGAAGUAUUACUUUACAGAGAGGCUAGUCGACGCAAAGAAUACCUUAUAUUUACAUGACAUCACAGGACACAUCACCUGAUGUUACGUUACAUCUGGCUGAGUGAUGUAAAAAGAAAAAAUACACAUCAGGAAUGGGGGAAGUCCCGUAAUCACUAAUAAAAUACUUACAUUGUGUGUACUAUAUCUGACCGCUCAUAUAGUGUGUUGUGUGUGUAUAAUCUCUAAAUGAGUGUGUGUAGCAGUGUGUCAUUGCCUAAGUGUGUGCGUCUCUGUGCGUCUAUUAUGUUGUAAUUGUGUGUAUAUGGCAAUGUAUGUUUCUGUAUUUUAUAUAUAUAUAUAUAAAUAGAGGUGAAUAUUCUGCCUUUAUUUCUUUAACACUCUCUGAGUGGCACUGCUAGACAGACUUCCACACCAGCCUGGUGGCAACCCUAAUUCUGGUGGAAAUGGCUAAAAGGGUAGAAGUCUAUGAAAGGAGGUGGAGCACUCUAAUUUGAGUAUUUGUGAAUAGAGUGGAGCCAGAAAUGGAUAUUGAGGAACUAAGCAACAUUUCCUAAUACACAAUAGAAACCUGACCGAUUUUUCGUUCCGCUGUACAUUUUGUGAUGUAGCUAACUGCAAAGUCCGACUUAUAAAGGGAUUAACAGAUCAUUCAUUUUAUUGCGAACACCAUUUAUUUAAAAAGAAUAGAUUAGCUCUGACAAUACAUCUGAUGUUGGAUACAAUUCCAGUUACUCUUAGCCAGCCCAACCUGUGAAUUUGGGUCCAAGAAACGUCAAACGACAACACUACAUAAAAACACACCUCUGUGUUAAAGCACCAGCACUAUAAAUAAACACAACCCUGCAUUCAAAAACCAACACUACACACAAAUGCAUGCCAUCAUUUAAAUGUCAACACUACAUACAAACAUGCUCUUACAUUCAACAGCUAACACUACACAGAAGUACACCUGUCCUUUCAAAUGCCAACACUACACACAAGUACACCUGUCCUUUCAAAUGCCAACACUACACACAAAUACACUCCUACAUUCACACGCAUGCUCCAUUAAAAAAAUGCUUACAAUGAAACACACAAAUCUUGCAAGGAUGGGCAAAUGGUAGAUCCCCAGCUGGUAAAGUAUUGUGGAAGUUGCACUACAACUUAUAGUGGGUGAGCAAAAAACCUCUUCCACAUUAGUUCUGCCAGUACCGAGAAUUUGAAUGUGCCCACAUGUGCUGGAAUUUAAGGGGCUGCCUAUUGCCCCUCCUUCACCUGUAAAGCAUAUUUCCCUGUUAAUCUUUGAUCUGACCUGUUCCCCUGUAAAUGUUUUGUUUUAGGUGAUUUUGCCGUUUUGCUACAGACUGGAGUGCCAGUAAAGCGGGUACUUUUAUUCAGCCUGGUUUCAGCAUUCCUGUCAUACCUGGGUUUGCUGACGGGAGUUUUGGUCAGUCAAAGCUCAGCUGAGGUCACACCCUGGAUAUUUGCUGCUACAGCUGGUAUAUUUCUCUACGUUGCACUGGUGGACAUGGUAUGUUUGGAUUUAAAUUACUGCAAUCACAGUCUGUACAUUGGUAGACAUGGUAUGUUUGGAUUAACAUUACACUGUCACAGUCUGUAUAUUGGUAGACAUGGUAUGUUUGGAUUAGCAUUAUACAGUCACAGUCUGUACAUUGGUAGACAUGGUAUGUUUGGAUUAACAUUACACAGUCUGUACAUUGGUAGACAUGGUAUGUUUGGAUUAACAUUACACUGUCACAGUCUGUACAUUGGUAGACAUGGUACGUUUGGAUUAACAUUACACUGUCACAGUCUGUACAUUGGUAGACAUGGUAUGUUUGGAUUAACAUUACACACUCACAGUCUGUAUAUUGGUAGACAUGGUAUGUUUGGAUUAGCAUUAUACAGUCACAGUCUGUACAUUGGUAGACAUGGUAUGUUUGGAUUAACAUUACACAGUCACAGUCUGUACAUUGGUAGACAUGGUAUGUUUGGAUUAACAUCACAGCAGUCCAGGCUGUACAUUGGUAGACAUGGUAUGUUUGGAUUAACAUUACACAGUCUGUACAUUUGGUAGACAUGGUAUGUUUGGAUAACAUUACACUGUCACUGUCUGUACAUUGCUACACAUGGUAUGUUUGGAUUAACAUUACACUGUCACAGUCUGUACAUUGGUAGACAUGGUAUGGUUUGGAUUAACAUUACACUGUCACAGUCUGUACAUUGGUAGACAUGUAUGUUUGGAUUAACAUUACACUGUCACAGUCUGUACAUUGGUAGACAUGGUAUGUUUGGUAUUAACAUUACACAUUCACAGUCUGUAUAUGCUAUGACAUGGUAUGUUUUAUUAGCAGUUGUAGACUAUGGGAAUGGUAUGUUCUAGUACAUUUAACAUUACACUACAUAGACAUUUGGUAUUGUUUCGGGUAUAUUUUGGAACAUUACACGAGAAUUUGUCUAGCAAAGCUAAAUUGGUAGACAUGGUAUGUUUGGAUUAACAUCACUGCACAUGUUUGUAAACUGCCACCACUCCCUUAUUUUCAGGCCCACCUACACCGUCUUAUAUCAAAACGUUCAGCUAUCCCUCCUGCCACUAAACAUGUCGCGUGAAGCCAUAGUCCUGAUAGUUUCACAAUAUAAUCAUUUGUUUUGCAACUAAUGCAGAUCCAUUAUUGACUUUCAUUGAAACUUCCUCUGCAAAGCUCAAAUUUGAAGUGCAAUUUCUAAACUGCGACUGUGCCUUUGAUUUAAUACUUCAGAGACAUACUAUGCAUCAAAAUGUAGGUCUGGGUCUUGUGAUUCUCACAAUAUAAAGCUCUUCACUGUAGGGUAUAGUUUUAAGAUCACGACCGUUUGAAAGAUGGCAACCACCAAAAUACUCUGACCUGUGUCAAGCUGCAGCGGCAAGUGAUGUCAUAGACAGGGCCUUUUGAACACCUGCUAAUGUUUUUAUAAAUGUAUGGUUUAAUGUAACUGUGCAACAACGUUGCAAUUAAAUGUGCUAUGUAAAUGAUAACAGUUACUCCGCCCACUCCAGUUGUAGACUACAGAUGGAGCAAAGAACACUUCACACAAUUUCCCCAGAAAUUGUAGCUUUUCUAGUUAAGUGUUCUUGCAUAGCAAAAUUCCAUAAUGUUAUCUCACAUAUAUAUUAUUAUUAUUAUUAUUAUAGCAAAAUUUGCCACCCUAACUCCUCCCACGGUUUUACUACAUUAUUAAAAUUUGCAAAGCGUGCAGAUUGUUUCGAUGGUUGCUAUUACUUUGUGGAACGUUUCGCCGAAUGGUUCACGGAAUAUAGUCGUUCUUGUGGCGAAAUUUAUCCCAUAGGAAUGAAUGGCAAAGCUAGAGUGGGAGCUGGCAAAAGCUGAAAAAUCAAGACAUGAUUUCUAAACUGCCACCACUCCCUUAUUUUCAGGCCCACCUACACAAAUCUUAUAUCAAAGCGUUCAGCUAUCCCUGCUGCCACUAAACAUGUCAACGGCUAAGCCGUAGUCCUGAUAGUUUUCACAAUAUAAUCAUUUGUUUGCAACUAAUGCCGUCCAUUGACAUUCAUUGAAACUUCACUCUACAAAGCUCAAAUUUGAAGUACAAUUUCUAAACUGCGACUGUGCCUUCAUUUUUAAUACUUCAGAGACAUACUAUGCAUCAAAAUGUAGGUCUGGGUCUUGUGAUUCUCACAAUAUAAAGCUCUUCACUGUAGGAGUUAUAGUUUUUAAGAUACGACCGUUUGAACAUGGUAACCACCAAAAUACUCUGACCUGUGUCAAGCUGCAGCAGCAAGUGAUGUCAUAGACAGGGCCUUUUGAACACCUGCUAAUGUUUUUAUAAAUGUAUGGUUUAAUAUAACUGUGCAACAACGUUGCAAUUAAAUGUGCUAGACUACUGGUGGAGGCAAGAACACUUCACACAAUUUCCCCAGAAAUUGUAACUUUCUGAUGUUCUUGCCAUAAGACCAUAAUAUUUAUCUCACAUAUAUAUUGUGUAUUAUUGUAAGAUUUGCCACCUAACUCCUCCCACAGUUUUUACACUACAUAGACCAAAAAUUUACCAAAGCGCAGAUUGUUCCCGAUCGGAUUGCUAUUACUUUGUGGAGCGUUUAGCGAAUGGUUCCACCGGAAUAUAAAUGCGUUCUUGUGGCUAAAUUUGUCCCAUAGGAAUGAAUAGCAAAGCUAGAGUGGGAGCUGGCAAAAGCUGAAAAAUCAGGACAUGAUUUCUAAACUGCCACCACUCCCUUAUUUUCAGGCCCACCUACACAAAUCUUAUAUCAAAACGUUCAGCUAUCCCUGCUGCCACUAAACAUGUCAACGGCUAAACCAUAGUCCUGAUAGUUUUCACAAUAUAAUCAUUUGUUUGCAACUAACGCCGUCCAUUGACAUUCAUUGAAACUUCCCUCUACAAAGCUCAAAUUUGAAGUCCAAUUUCUAAACUGCGACUGUGCCUUCAUUUUUAAUACUUCAGAGACAUACUAUGCAUCAAAAUGUAGGUCUGGGUCUUGUGAUUCUCACAAUAUGAAGCUCUUCACUGUAGGAGUUAUAGUUUUUAAGAUACGACCGUUUGAAGAUGGCAACCGCCAAAAUACUCUGACCUGUGUCAAGCUGCAGCAGCAAGUGAUGUCAUAGAGAGGGCCUUUUGAACACCUGCUAAUGUUUUUAUAAAUGUAUGGUUUAAUGUAACUGUGCAGCAACGUUGCAAUUAAAUGUGCUAUGUAAAUGAUAACAGUUACUCCGCCCACUCCAGUUGUAGACUACAGGUGGAGGCAAGAACACUUCACACAAUUUCCCCAGAAAUUGUAACUUUUCUAGUUAUUAUUAUUAUUAUUAUAGCAAGAUUUGCCACCCUAACUCCUCCCACAGUUUUUACACUACAUAGACCAAAAUUUACCAAAACAUUACACAUUCACAGUCUGUACAUUGGUACACAUGGUAUGUUUGGAUCAACAUUAUACAGUCACAGUCUGUACAUUGGUAGACAUGGUAUGUUUGGAUCAACAUUAUACAGUCACAGUCUGUACAUUGGUAGACAUGGCAUGUUUCUAUUAACAUCACAGCAGUCCAGGCUGUACAUUGGUAGACAUGGUAUGUUUGGAUUAACAUUACACUGUCACAGUCUGUACAUUGGUAGACAUGGUAUGUUUGGAUUAACAUUAUACAGUCACAGUCUGUACAUUGGUAGACAUGGUAUGUUUGGAUUAACAUUACACAGUCUGUACAUUGGUAGACAUGGUAUGUUUGGAUCAAUAUUAUACAGUCACAGUCUGUACAUUGGUAGACAUGGUAUGUUUGGAUUAACAUUACACUGUCACAGUCUGUACAUUGGUAGACAUGGUAUGUUUGGAUUAACAUUACACUGUCACAAUCUGUACAUUGGUAGACAUGGCAUGUUUGUAUUAAGAUCACAGCAGUCUAGGCUGUACAUUGGUAGACAUGGUAUGUUUGGAUUAACAUUACACAGUCUGUACAUUGGUAGACAUGGUAUGUUUGUAUUAACAUCACAGCAGUCCAGGCUGUACAUUGGUAGACAUGGUAUGUUUGGAUUAACAUUACACAGUCUGUACAUUGGUAGACAUGGUAUGUUUGUAUUAACAUUACACUGUCACAGUCUGUACAUUGGUAGACAUGGUAUGUUUGUAUUAACAUCACAGCAGUCCAGGCUGUACAUUGGUAGACAUGGUAUGUUUGGAUUAACAUUACACAGUCUGUACAUUGGUAGACAUGGUAUGUUUGGAUUAACAUUACACUGUCACAGUCUGUACAUUGGUAGACAUGGUAUGUUUGGAUUAACAUUACACUGUCACAGUCUGUACAUUGGUAGACAUGGCAUGUUUGUAUUAACAUCACAGCAGUCUAGGCUGUACAUUGGUAGACAUGGUAUGUUUGGAUUAACAUUACACUGUCACAGUCUGUACAUUGGUAGACAUGGUAUGUUUGGAUUAACAUCACAGCAAUCCAGGCUGUACAUUGGUAGACAUGGUAUGUUUGGAUCAACAUUAUACAGUCACAGUCUGUACAUUGGUAGACAUGGCAUGUUUCUAUUAACAUCACAGCAGUCCAGGCUGUACAUUGGUAGACAUGGUAUGUUUGGAUUAACAUUACACUGUCACAGUCUGUACAUUGGUAGACAUGGUAUGUUUGGAUUAACAUUAUACAGUCACAGUCUGUACAUUGGUAGACAUGGUAUGUUUGGAUUAACAUUACACAGUCUGUACAUUGGUAGACAUGGUAUGUUUGGAUUAACAUUACACUGUCACAGUCUGUACAUUGGUAGACAUGGUAUGUUUGGAUUAACAUUACACUGUCACAAUCUGUACAUUGGUAGACAUGGCAUGUUUGUAUUAACAUCACAGCAGUCUAGGCUGUACAUUGGUAGACAUGGUAUGUUUGGAUUAACAUUACACUGUCACAGUCUGUACAUUGGUAGACAUGGUAUGUUUGGAUCAAUAUUAUACAGUCACAGUCUGUACAUUGGUAGACAUGGUAUGUUUGGAUUAACAUUAUACAGUCACAGUCUGUACAUUGGUAGACAUGGUAUGUUUGUAUUAACAUUACACAGUCUGUGCAUUGGUAGACAUGGUAUGUUUGGAUUAACAUUACACUGUCACAGUCUGUACAUUGGUAAACAUGGUAUGUUUGGAUUAACAUUACACUGUCACAGUCUGUACAUUGGUAGACAUGGUAUGUUUGGAUUAACAUUACACAGUCUGUACAUUGGUAGACAUGGUAUGUUUGGAUUAACAUUACACUGUCUGUACAUUGGUAGACAUGGUAUGUUUGGAUUAACAUUACACUGUCACAGUCUGUACAUUGGUAGACAUGGUAUGUUUGGAUUAACAUCACAGCAAUCCAGGCUGUACAUUGGUAGACAUGGUAUGUUUGGAUCAACAUUAUACAGUCACAGUCUGUACAUUGGUAGACAUGGUAUGUUUGGAUUAACAUUACACUGUCACAGUCUGUACAUUGGUAGACAUGGUAUGUUUGGAUUAACAUUACACUGUCACAGUCUGUACAUUGGUAGACAUGGUAUGUUUGGAACAAUAUUAUACAGUCACAGUCUGUACAUUGGUAGACAUGGUAUGUUUGGAUUAACAUUAUACAGUCACAGUCUGUACAUUGGUAGACAUGGUAUGUUUGUAUUAACAUCACAGCAGUCCAGGCUGUACAUUGGUAGACAUGGUAUGUUUGGAUUAACAUUACACUGUCACAGUCUGUAUAUUGGUAGACAUGGUAUGUUUGGAUCAACAUUAUACAGUCACAGUCUGUACAUUGGUAGACAUGGUAUGUUUGGAUUAACAUUACACAGUCUGUACAUUGGUAGACAUGGUAUGUUUGGAUUAACAUCACAGCAGUCCAGGCUGUACAUUGGUAGACAUGGUAUGUUUGGAUCAACAUUAUACAGUCACAGUCUGUACACUGGUAGACAUGGUAUGUUUGGAUUAACAUUACACUGUCACAGUCUGUAUAUUGGUAGACAUGGUAUGUUUGGAUUAACAUUACACUGUCACAGUCUGUAUAUUGGUAGACAUGGUAUGUUUGGAUUAGCAAUAUACAGUCACAGUCUGUACAUUGGUAGACAUGGUAUGUUUGGAUUAACAUUACACAGUCUGUACAUUGGUAGACAUGGUAUGUUUGGAUUAACAUUACACUGUCACAGUCUGUACAUUGGUAGACAUGGUAUGUUUGGAUUAACAUUACACAGUCUGUACAUUGGUAGACAUGGUAUGUUUGGAUUAACAUUACACUGUCACAGUCUGUACAUUGGUAGACAUGGUAUGUUUGUAUUAACAUCACAGCAGUCCAGGCUGUACAUUGGUAGACAUGCUAUGUUUGGAUUAACAUUACACAGUCUGUACAUUGGUAGACAUGGUAUGUUUGGAUUAACAUUACACUGUCACAGUCUGUACAUUGGUAGACAUGGUAUGUUUGGAUUAACAUCACAGCAAUCCAGGCUGUACAUUGGUAGACAUGGUAUGUUUGGAUCAACAUUAUACAGUCACAGUCUGUACACUGGUAGACAUGGUAUGUUUGGAUUAACAUUACACUGUCACAGUCUGUAUAUUGGUACACAUGGUAUGUUUGGAUUAACAUUACACUGUCACAGUCUGUACAUUGGUAGACAUGGUAUGUUUGGAUUAACAUUACACAGUCUGUACAUUGGUAGACAUGGUAUGUUUGGAUUAACAUUACACAUUCACAGUCUGUACAUUGGUACACAUGGUAUGUUUGGAUCAACAUUAUACAGUCACAGUCUGUACAUUGGUAGACAUGGUAUGUUUGGAUCAACAUUAUACAGUCACAGUCUGUACAUUGGUAGACAUGGCAUGUUUCUAUUAACAUCACAGCAGUCCAGGCUGUACAUUGGUAGACAUGGUAUGUUUGGAUUAACAUUACACUGUCACAGUCUGUAUAUUGGUAGACAUGGUAUGUUUGGAUUAACAUUACACUGUCACAGUCUGUAUAUUGGUAGACAUGGUAUGUUUGGAUUAGCAAUAUACAGUCACAGUCUGUACAUUGGUAGACAUGGUAUGUUUGGAUUAACAUUACACAGUCUGUACAUUGGUAGACAUGGUAUGUUUGGAUUAACAUUACACUGUCACAGUCUGUACAUUGGUACACAUGGUAUGUUUGGAUUAACAUUACACUGUCACAGUCUGUACAUUGGUAGACAUGGUAUGUUUGGAUUAACAUUACACAGUCUGUACAUUGGUAGACAUGGUAUGUUUGGAUUAACAUUAUACAGUCACAGUCUGUACAUUGGUAGACAUGGUAUGUUUGGAUCAACAUUAUACAGUCACAGUCUGUACAUUGGUAGACAUGGUAUGUUUGGAUUAACAUUACACAUUCACAGUCUGUAUAUUGGUAGACAUGGUAUGUUUGGAUUAGCAUUAUACAGUCACAGUCUGUACAUUGGUAGACAUGGUAUGUUUGGAUUAACAUUACACAGUCUGUACAUUGGUAGACAUGGCAUGUUUGUAUUAACAUCACAGCAGUCCAGGCUGUAAAUUGGUAGACAUGGUAUGUUUGGAUUAACAUUACACUGUCACAGUCUGUACAUUGGUAGACAUGGUAUGUUUGGAUUAACAUUAUACAGUCACAGUCUGUACUUUGGUAGACAUGGAAUGUUUGGAUUAACAUUAUACAGUCACAGUCUGUACAUUGGUAGACAUGGUAUGUUUGGAUUAACAUUACACUGUCACAGUCUGUACAUUGGUAGACAUGGUAUGUUUGGAUCAAUAUUAUACAGUCACAGUCUGUACAUUGGUAGACAUGGUAUGUUUGGACUAACAUUAUACAGUCACAGUCUGUACAUUGGUAGACAUGGUAUGUUUGGAUUAACAUUACACUGUCACAGUCUGUACAUUGGUAGACAUGGUAUGUUUGGAUUAACAUUACACAGUCUGUACAUUGGUAGACAUGGUAUGUUUGGAUCAAUAUUAUACAGUCACAGUCUGUACAUUGGUAGACAUGGUAUGUUUGGAUUAACAUUACACUGUCACAGUCUGUACAUUGGUAGACAUGGUAUGUUUGGAUUAACAUUACACACUCACAGUCUGUAUAUUGGUAGACAUGGUAUGUUUGGAUUAGCAUUAUACAGUCACAGUCUGUACAUUGGUAGACAUGGUAUGUUUGGAUUGACAUUACACUGUCACAGUCUGUACAUUGGUAGACAUGGUAUGUUUGGGUUAACAUCACAGCAGUCCAGGCUGUACAUUGGUAGACAUGGUAUGUUUGGAUUAACAUUACACAGUCUGUACAUUGGUAGACAUGGUAUGUUUGGAUUAACAUUAGACUGUCACAGUCUGUACAUUGGUACACAUGGUAUGUUUGGAUUAACAUUACACUGUCACAGUCUGUACAUUGGUAGACAUGGUAUGUUUGGAUUAACAUUACACUGUCACAGUCUGUACAUUGGUAGACAUGGUAUGUUUGGAUUAACAUUACACUGUCACAGUCUGUACAUUGGUAGACAUGGUAUGUUUGGAUUAGCAUUAUACAGUCACAGUCUGUACAUUGGUAGACAUGGUAUGUUUGGAUUAACAUUACACAGUCUGUACAUUGGUAGACAUGGUAUGUUUGGAUUAACAUUACACUGUCACAUUCUGUACAUUGGUAGACAUGGUAUGUUUGGAUUAACAUCACAGCAGUCCAGGCUGUACAUUGGUAGACAUGGUAUGUUUGGAUUAACAUUACACUGUCACAGUCUGUACAUUGGUACACAUGGUAUGUUUGGAUUAACAUUACACUGUCACAGUCUGUACAUUGGUAGACAUGGUAUGUUUGGAUUAACAUUACACAGUCUGUACAUUGGUAGACAUGGUAUGUUUGGAUUAACAUUACACAUUCACAGUCUGUACAUUGGUACACAUGGUAUGUUUGGAUCAACAUUAUACAGUCACAGUCUGUACAUUGGUAGACAUGGUAUGUUUGGAUCAACAUUAUACAGUCACAGUCUGUACAUUGGUAGACAUGGCAUGUUUCUAUUAACAUCACAGCAGUCCAGGCUGUACAUUGGUAGACAUGGUAUGUUUGGAUUAACAUUACACUGUCACAGUCUGUACAUUGGUAGACAUGGUAUGUUUGGAUUAACAUUAUACAGUCACAGUCUGUACAUUGGUAGACAUGGUAUGUUUGGAUUAACAUUACACAGUCUGUACAUUGGUAGACAUGGUAUGUUUGGAUUAACAUUACACUGUCACAGUCUGUACAUUGGUAGACAUGGUAUGUUUGGAUUAACAUUACACUGUCACAAUCUGUACAUUGGUAGACAUGGCAUGUUUGUAUUAAGAUCACAGCAGUCUAGGCUGUACAUUGGUAGACAUGGUAUGUUUGGAUUAACAUUACACAGUCUGUACAUUGGUAGACAUGGUAUGUUUGUAUUAACAUCACAGCAGUCCAGGCUGUACAUUGGUAGACAUGGUAUGUUUGGAUUAACAUUACACAGUCUGUGCAUUGGUAGACAUGGUAAGUUUGGAUUAACAUUACACUGUCACAGUCUGUACAUUGGUAAACAUGGUAUGUUUGGAUUAACAUUACACUGUCACAGUCUGUACAUUGGUAGACAUGGUAUGUUUGGAUUAACAUUACACAGUCUGUACAUUGGUAGACAUGGUAUGUUUGGAUUAACAUUACACAUUCACAGUCUGUACAUUGGUACACAUGGUAUGUUUGGAUCAACAUUAUACAGUCACAGUCUGUACAUUGGUAGACAUGGCAUGUUUGUAUUAACAUCACAGCAGUCCAGGCUGUACAUUGGUAGACAUGGUAUGUUUGGAUUAACAUUACACUGUCACAGUCUGUACAUUGGUACACAUGGUAUGUUUGGAUCAACAUUAUACAGUCACAGUCUGUACAUUGGUAGACAUGGCAUGUUUCUAUUAACAUCACAGCAGUCCAGGCUGUACAUUGGUAGACAUGGUAUGUUUGGAUUAACAUUACACUGUCACAGUCUGUACAUUGGUAGACAUGGUAUGUUUGGAUUAACAUUAUACAGUCACAGUCUGUACAUUGGUAGACAUGGUAUGUUUGGAUUAACAUUACACAGUCUGUACAUUGGUAGACAUGGUAUGUUUGGAUUAACAUUACACUGUCACAGUCUGUACAUUGGUAGACAUGGUAUGUUUGGAUUAACAUUACACUGUCACAAUCUGUACAUUGGUAGACAUGGCAUGUUUGUAUUAACAUCACAGCAGUCUAGGCUGUACAUUGGUAGACAUGGUAUGUUUGGAUUAACAUUACACUGUCACAGUCUGUACAUUGGUAGACAUGGUAUGUUUGGAUCAAUAUUAUACAGUCACAGUCUGUACAUUGGUAGACAUGGUAUGUUUGGAUUAACAUUAUACAGUCACAGUCUGUACAUUGGUAGACAUGGUAUGUUUGUAUUAACAUUACACAGUCUGUGCAUUGGUAGACAUGGUAUGUUUGGAUUAACAUUACACUGUCACAGUCUGUACAUUGGUAAACAUGGUAUGUUUGGAUUAACAUUACACUGUCACAGUCUGUACAUUGGUAGACAUGGUAUGUUUGGAUUAACAUUACACAGUCUGUACAUUGGUAGACAUGGUAUGUUUGGAUUAACAUUACACUGUCUGUACAUUGGUAGACAUGGUAUGUUUGGAUUAACAUUACACUGUCACAGUCUGUACAUUGGUAGACAUGGUAUGUUUGGAUUAACAUCACAGCAAUCCAGGCUGUACAUUGGUAGACAUGGUAUGUUUGGAUCAACAUUAUACAGUCACAGUCUGUACAUUGGUAGACAUGGUAUGUUUGGAUUAACAUUACACUGUCACAGUCUGUACAUUGGUAGACAUGGUAUGUUUGGAUUAACAUUACACUGUCACAGUCUGUACAUUGGUAGACAUGGUAUGUUUGGAACAAUAUUAUACAGUCACAGUCUGUACAUUGGUAGACAUGGUAUGUUUGGAUUAACAUUAUACAGUCACAGUCUGUACAUUGGUAGACAUGGUAUGUUUGUAUUAACAUCACAGCAGUCCAGGCUGUACAUUGGUAGACAUGGUAUGUUUGGAUUAACAUUACACUGUCACAGUCUGUAUAUUGGUAGACAUGGUAUGUUUGGAUCAACAUUAUACAGUCACAGUCUGUACAUUGGUAGACAUGGUAUGUUUGGAUUAACAUUACACAGUCUGUACAUUGGUAGACAUGGUAUGUUUGGAUUAACAUCACAGCAGUCCAGGCUGUACAUUGGUAGACAUGGUAUGUUUGGAUCAACAUUAUACAGUCACAGUCUGUACACUGGUAGACAUGGUAUGUUUGGAUUAACAUUACACUGUCACAGUCUGUAUAUUGGUAGACAUGGUAUGUUUGGAUUAACAUUACACUGUCACAGUCUGUAUAUUGGUAGACAUGGUAUGUUUGGAUUAGCAAUAUACAGUCACAGUCUGUACAUUGGUAGACAUGGUAUGUUUGGAUUAACAUUACACAGUCUGUACAUUGGUAGACAUGGUAUGUUUGGAUUAACAUUACACUGUCACAGUCUGUACAUUGGUAGACAUGGUAUGUUUGGAUUAACAUUACACAGUCUGUACAUUGGUAGACACGGUAUGUUUGGAUUAACAUUACACUGUCACAGUCUGUACAUUGGUAGACAUGGUAUGUUUGUAUUAACAUCACAGCAGUCCAGGCUGUACAUUGGUAGACAUGGUAUGUUUGGAUUAACAUUACACAGUCUGUACAUUGGUAGACAUGGUAUGUUUGGAUUAACAUUACACUGUCACAGUCUGUACAUUGGUAGACAUGGUAUGUUUGGAUUAACAUCACAGCAAUCCAGGCUGUACAUUGGUAGACAUGGUAUGUUUGGAUCAACAUUAUACAGUCACAGUCUGUACACUGGUAGACAUGGUAUGUUUGGAUUAACAUUACACUGUCACAGUCUGUAUAUUGGUACACAUGGUAUGUUUGGAUUAACAUUACACUGUCACAGUCUGUACAUUGGUAGACAUGGUAUGUUUGGAUUAACAUUACACAGUCUGUACAUUGGUAGACAUGGUAUGUUUGGAUUAACAUUACACAUUCACAGUCUGUACAUUGGUAGACAUGGUAUGUUUGGAUCAACAUUAUACAGUCACAGUCUGUACACUGGUAGACAUGGUAUGUUUGGAUUAACAUUACACUGUCACAGUCUGUAUAUUGGUACACAUGGUAUGUUUGGAUUAACAUUACACUGUCACAGUCUGUACAUUGGUAGACAUGGUAUGUUUGGAUUAACAUUACACAGUCUGUACAUUGGUAGACAUGGUAUGUUUGGAUUAACAUUACACAUUCACAGUCUGUACAUUGGUACACAUGGUAUGUUUGGAUCAACAUUAUACAGUCACAGUCUGUACAUUGGUAGACAUGGCAUGUUUCUAUUAACAUCACAGCAGUCCAGGCUGUACAUUGGUAGACAUGGUAUGUUUGGAUUAACAUUACACUGUCACAGUCUGUAUAUUGGUAGACAUGGUAUGUUUGGAUUAACAUUACACUGUCACAGUCUGUAUAUUGGUAGACAUGGUAUGUUUGGAUUAGCAAUAUACAGUCACAGUCUGUACAUUGGUAGACAUGGUAUGUUUGGAUUAACAUUACACAGUCUGUACAUUGGUAGACAUGGUAUGUUUGGAUUAACAUUACACUGUCACAGUCUGUACAUUGGUAGACAUGGUAUGUUUGGAUUAACAUUAUACAGUCACAGUCUGUACAUUGGUAGACAUGGUAUGUUUGGAUUAACAUUACACUGUCACAGUCUGUACAUUGGUAGACAUGGUAUGUUUGGAUUAACAUUAUACAGUCACAGUCUGUACAUUGGUAGACAUGGUAUGUUUGGAUUAACAUUACACAGUCUGUACAUUGGUAGACAUGGUAUGUUUGGAUUAACAUUAUACUGUCACAUUCUGUACAUUGGUAGACAUGGUAUGUUUGGAUCAAUAUUAUACAGUCACAGUUUGUACAUUGGUAGACAUGGUAUGUUUGGAUUAACAUUAUACAGUCACAGUCUGUACAUUGGUAGACAUGGUAUGUUUGGAUUAACAUUACACUGUCACAGUCUGUACAUUGGUAGACAUGGUAUGUUUGGAUUAACAUUAUACAGUCACAGUCUGUACAUUGGUAGACAUGGUAUGUUUGGAUUAACAUUACACUGUCACAGUCUGUACAUUGGUAGACAUGGUAUGUUUGGAUUAACAUUAUACAGUCACAGUCUGUACAUUGGUAGACAUGGUAUGUUUGGAUUAACAUUACACAGUCUGUACAUUGGUAGACAUGGUAUGUUUGUAUUAACAUUACACUGUCACAGUCUGUACAUUGGUAGACAUGGUAUGUUUGUAUUAACAUCACAGCAGUCCAGGCUGUACAUUGGUAGACAUGGUAUGUUUGGAUUAACAUUACACAGUCUGUACAUUGGUAGACAUGGUAUGUUUGUAUUAACAUUACACUGUCACAGUCUGUACAUUGGUAGACAUGGUAUGUUUGUAUUAACAUCACAGCAGUCCAGGCUGUACAUUGGUAGACAUGGUAUGUUUGGAUUAACAUUACACAGUCUGUGCAUUGGUAGACAUGGUAUGUUUGGAUUAACAUUACACUGACACAGUCUGUACAUUGGUAGACAUGGUAUGUUUGGAUUAACAUUACACUGUCACAGUCUGUACAUUGGUAGACAUGGUAUGUUUGGAUUAACAUUACACAGUCUGUACAUUGGUAGACAUGGUAUGUUUGGAUUAACAUUACACUGUCACAGUCUGUACAUUGGUAGACAUGGUAUGUUUGUAUUAACAUCACAGCAGUCCAGGCUGUACAUUGGUAGACAUGGUAUGUUUGGAUUAACAUUACACAGUCUGUACAUUGGUAGACAUGGUAUGUUUGUAUUAACAUUCACAGUCUGUACAUUGGUAGACAUGGUAUGUUUGUAUUAACAUCACAGCAGUCCAGGCUGUACAUUGGUAGACAUGGUAUGUUUGGAUUAACAUUACACAGUCUGUGCAUUGGUAGACAUGGUAAGUUUGGAUUAACAUUACACUGUCACAGUCUGUACAUUGGUAAACAUGGUAUGUUUGGAUUAACAUUACACUGUCACAGUCUGUACAUUGGUAGACAUGGUAUGUUUGGAUUAACAUUACACAGUCUGUACAUUGGUAGACACGGUAUGUUUGGAUUAACAUUACACUGUCACAGUCUGUACAUUGGUAGACAUGGUAUGUUUGUAUUAACAUCACAGCAGUACAGGCUGUACAUUGGUAGACAUGGUAUGUUUGGAUCAACAUUAUACAGUCACAGUCUGUACAUUGGUAGACAUGGUAUGUUUGGAUUAACAUUACACAGUCUGUACAUUGGUAGACAUGGUAUGUUUGGAUUAACAUUACACAGUCUGUACAUUGGUAGACAUGGUAUGUUUGGAUUUACAUUACACUGUCACAGUCUGUACAUUGGUACACAUGGUAUGUUUGGAUUAACAUUACACUGUCACAGUCUGUACAUUGGUAGACAUGGUAUGUUUGGAUCAACAUUAUACAGUCACAGUCUGUACAUUGGUAGACAUGGCAUGUUUGUAUAAACAUCACAGCAGUCCAGGCUGUACAUUGGUAGACAUGGUAUGUUUGGAUUAACAUUAUACAGUCACAGUCUGUACAUUGGUAGACAUGGUAUGUUUGGACCAUGAACCAGUACCCCUCUUUGGCACUAUUAUGUAUUCAUUCAUCUUUUUUUCUCUAUUUAUCUAUUAACAAGCAAUGCAAUGAACACAAUUUCUGUUUCUCUCAGCUCCCCCAGAUGUUAAACCGUGGGACCUCUGAUCUUUCCCAAGGAAAGGAUAUCUUCAUCCACGGUGCUGGUUUCUUUCUUGGAGGUGUCAUAAUGCUGUGCAUCGCACUCUUCCAGGAGGACAUGGGGUUUCAAAAUGUAUAAGAAUUUUUUUUUACUUCAAAAUAAAGUGUACUAUGAAAUUUCCAUUUCUGUAAAUGGCAUGAAGAAAACAAUUCAGUACCUGUGACAUUCUAUACAGCCAUCAUCAUCUGGCCCUUCUAUCAUAGGAAACAUAGAAUUCUUAAAGCAAGGGGCUAAACUCUCACACUGCAGAGAAUAAGAAUAGCAGUGUUCCUAGCAGAUACAGCAGCUGCUCUUUAAAUGUAAAUGCUAACCGCACAAGUAAUGCAAGCACGCGUUAGACAUGGUGUAUGAAACUUUGCAUCGAACAGGCAUUCCUGAAAAUACAGGGAUUUCUGGCCAUGUGUACAGCUUGUAUGUGAUUCAAAAAGAAACAUGGAUCUAUAAGCUUACACUAUUGUUUUUAUUUAUAAUUUUAUACUUUUAGCUAGCAUAAAAACAUCUGCAAACAGAUUGGUUAUACGAUGACUAGGAUUUGGCAAAAAUCGAUAUUUUUUUAAGAUUCCCUUUCACCCCUUAAGGACCAAACUUCUGGAAAAAAAGGGAAUCAUGACAUGUCACACAUGUCAUGUGUCCUUAAGGGGUUAAACAUAAGGGAGCACAACAUUGCACUACGUUCAGUUUCCAUAGAAUUUUCCCAAUUUGAUCAACUCUAAACAUGCUAUUUAUAUGGCUGUCUGGGACAAAUAAUGUAUGUACUAUUAACACACACUGGUGAUAAGCACAGGGGCCACUACUGCUGCAUUAUAAAGAUUUAUUUUAAUGAAAUAAGGCCUUGAAUAUGAUGACUACAUACAACAUGCUACAAAGAGGGUUAAAACACUCCUACUUCUGACUUCUACACACUGUUAAAAUUAAAUGGUCAAAACAGAUAUAGGUAUGCAGUUUUCUAAACAUCUGGCUUGAUUCAUGUUUUGCAAUUUAGUAUUUCUUCCCUUUUUAUGAUUUAAAGUUCAUAUUUUAAUUUAUUGACAUUAACCCUGUCUCCUCCUGAGAGCAUAAAUCAUGUUUCAGUGGUUGUUAUACUUGCUGUAAGACACACCUCUCCUGUUUGGGCAGCACAGACUUGCUUGCACCUUAUGUUAGCUUUAUGGUAUAAAACCUGUUAAUCUGUUCUCUCUCCCUCCAUUCUCACAUUGCCUGUCCAAAGUGCCUGCAAUACAUAAUUUCUGGCCUUUUCUCUCCCUGCUGCUGCUCUCACACAAAGCAUGCACCUUCCCCUUUUGCAGGCAUAACUUUCUCUUAGACCAGGGGUAGGCAACCAUCAGCACUGCAGAUGUUGUGCACUACAUCUCCCCUGAUUCUUUGCAGCAUUAUGGCUGCAAGAGCUCUAUGGGAGAUGUAAUCAGUGGUGUAUCCUGGUUGUGUGCUGCCCUAGGCAUGACAAAACUCAGGCGCCCCCCCCCACGCCAUCCCACCCUGCCCCACCUUCUAAAAAAACACACACACACACACAUUCACUGACAGACACGCAUACACUAGCUAACAGACAUACACACUCACUAACAGACACACACAUUCACUAACAGACAUGCAUGCACUCUCACUAACAGAUACACACAUAGUAACACACUCCCUAAAAGGCACUCCCUGACACACACACACUUACAUUAACACACUCAUUUAAAAAAAAAAAAAAAAAUGUAAUUCAACCCCCCCCAGCCUCCUUACCUUUGGGAAUGCUGGGGGGGUCUCCCUUUCCCUGGGGUACAGAGGCUGCUGGGUGGGCGGUGCGCGAGGGAGCUGAGCAGAGAGCUAUGGGGAAGGUAUGUUUUCCUGGCACUAUAGUGGUCCUUUAAUCAAUUCAGCCUCACACAAACUCUAUCUCUCUAUGUAUGCAUGUACUGCAAGACUAUAUAUUGUAAUAUAGGGAGGACCAUUUAAAGCUCGAAAGUGCAUCUUUAAAAAAAAAACCAAAAAAAACUAAAUAUGACAGUAAAAAAAUAAAUAAUUCAAAGCAAUUUAUAAACCGGCCAUGUUUUUCAUUACCCUAUAUGAAAAUAAAAACAUUUCCUUUCCCUUUUUUUCCCCAAGUUUGAAUUCUUCUUAUUUCUUUGCCAUUCAGUGACAUUAUUGGGAUUGUAGCCCUAUAUUCAGGGCUGGACUGGGGAUACAAAGCAGCCCUGGAAAAAAAAAAUCUAUGCCAACCCCAUAAGUCAUUGCGCCAUAUAUUGCCGUAUGUAAUAUGUAAGGCAAUGUCUUGC
This is a messenger RNA of Pelobates cultripes (western spadefoot toad), 41445 nucleotides long. NCBI's taxonomy places the organism in Eukaryota, Metazoa, Chordata, Amphibia, Anura, Pelobatidae. The record is from the annotation of a GenBank genome assembly.